AUGUGGGCCUUCAAUUUUCUCUGGAGUUUAGGAGUGGUUUGCUUUGGUAUUUGCGCCGGUGAAAGUGAUGGCUCGUCCACAUCCAGGAGUCUUGAGGCCUUGCGAUUCGUAUCAGGGUUUUUCGGGCUUGAUGCUGCCCACAAACGAGGAAGACACGCUGGGCAGUUGACAUUAAUCGGCGCAGGCUUUUCGCGUACUGGGACGAAGUCGUUGGAGGCAGCUUUAUUGCGGCUGGGCCACAAGGUGUACGACACGAGGUCCAUGCUGGAGUCUGGGCACACUUCCCGGUGGGAGGAUGCCGCUCACGAAUUCAGAGCCACUGGAAGUACAGCCCUGCUCGACCAGAUGCUGGCGGAGAUAGAAGCUCAAGGGUACACGGCCACCUUGGACUUCCCCAUGAACCUGUUCGCCCCGAUCUUCGCCAAUCGGCGCCCCUCGGCCAAAGUCUUGAUGAGCGUCCGACCUUCGGAGGAGUCUUGGGUCGAGGCUUGGGAGACGAUCAAUCGCAUUCUGGGUAUCUUCGUCUUGCGCCCCUGGAGAUGGCUCAUCGACAUGGAAUUCAACAAGCGAAUUCUCAAGACCCUGUACGAUUUCGAUUUUGAGUACCCCGUGUACCCAGAGCACAUCUGGAGGCCAGUGCCGUGGUUUGAGGUCGUGCAGCGAUUCCCGGCCUUCGAGUCCGAAGCGGCCAGGGGGCGAUGGGUUCAGCUGCACAAGCGGCUGCAGCGCGAGCUGGAGUCGCAGCUCCCAAGAGACGCUUCCGGGCCUUCGACGUCCGCAGCGGCUGGCCUCCGCUGCUCGACUUCCUCGGCAUCCGCGACGCCUCCCUGGCCGCGGAGCCGUUCCCACGCCUAA
This is a messenger RNA of Prorocentrum cordatum, 855 nucleotides long. The record is from the annotation of a GenBank genome assembly. NCBI's taxonomy places the organism in Eukaryota, Dinophyceae, Prorocentrales, Prorocentraceae.